AUGCAAGUAAAAGGGGAAGUUGGUGGAGGUCUCUCAUUGAAAUCAAAUAUUCAAACACUACAUCUUUCUGGCAUACUGGUAGGAGUAGCAAUGGGUUUCAAGGUUCAGUUUGGGCCAAUAUCACAAAGGAGCACAGUGAUUUCUUGA
Molecule: messenger RNA, 147 nt
Organism: Linum tenue
Lineage: Eukaryota; Viridiplantae; Streptophyta; Magnoliopsida; Malpighiales; Linaceae
Source: the annotation of a GenBank genome assembly